Tetrahymena thermophila SB210 is the source of this 2115-nucleotide messenger RNA. RefSeq names its product ABC transporter transmembrane region family protein. Gene Ontology annotation, biological process: transmembrane transport. The transcript has a single exon. Lineage: Eukaryota; Ciliophora; Oligohymenophorea; Hymenostomatida; Tetrahymenidae. Gene Ontology annotation, molecular function: ABC-type transporter activity; ATP hydrolysis activity; ATP binding. Gene Ontology annotation, cellular component: membrane. The record is from RefSeq and is a predicted model, not a curated record.
AUGAUAAGGAGACUAAUUAACUUCUUUUGCAAAAAAUCUGAUAAAAGUAAUCAAAUAAAUACAGAAAAAGACUGCAAAAAGCAAGAAGAUGAAGAAUACAUACCGACAUAAUUUGAGAUGUGGAGAUUUUAUAGGAAAUUUUUAAAAUUUGAUUACAAACAGAUAAUAUUCAAGAAUAUUUCUACUUUAUUAUCUACAAUAGCUUAUGCAAAAUAACCAUUUCUUUUAGUCAGGAUAAAAAAUGCUUUAAUAUAAAAUGAUUUUGUUGAUCUUCAGUCAGCGUUUAUAGGUUAUUUACUUUGCAUUUUAUUAAGACAGAUAUUAAAUUUUGUAGAGUCUUAGAUUUCACAAAACUCAUUUAAAAAGAUGAAACAAGAUACUAUUAAAUAGAUUUUAAAUCAUUUAUUUAGUUUAGACAUGUAGUAUUUCGAAGAAAACAAAGUGACUUAAAUAUCUGCUAUUAUCAAAUAAGGAGCUAGUUAAAUAUGUUCUGAGUUGAGGUAUAGUAAAAUAUUUGAUAAAAUUGAUAGCUACAUAUACUACUUAGGCUAAAUUUACUUUGUUUACACUGUUAGUCCAUUAAUUUUAGUUUCAAUGUUUAUCUUUAGCUUUACAAGUAAUUUGUUGAUGGCUUACUUUAAAAUAAAAUCAAGCCAAAUCAAGAAGUAAGAGUCAGAGGAGAGUGAAUUUAAAGAUUUUGCUCUUGAUGAUAUUUUAAAUAAUAUGCUAGUUAUUAAAACCUUUGGAACUGAAAAAAGGGAAGUAGAAAACCUAAGUAAAAUAAUUAAAUAAAAUAAAAUAAAUGCCUAGAGAAGGUAAAAAUAUGAUAAAAUAACAGAUAUAAUAGAUAAUAGUGCUUAUGAAAUAGCUAAGAUAGUUAUUAUUUUGUAAAUAUUCUUUUGGAGUGGGUUAAAAGAAAACUAGGCUAUAUUUGCUAACACUCUUUCAGAAAUAAUUGGAUAUUCUUAUUGCACAUUUUUAAUAACUAAUGAUAUCUUAAAACUUUUUCAAUCUCAGCCAGCAGAUUAUUAUGAAAGUAGGAAAAAAUACAUAGGAAAAGUAAUGAAACUCUUUGAAACAGUUCCUAAAAUAAAACAAGACUAUGAAAACAAUAAAAACGACACUAAUUUAUUUGAAGGAAAUAUCGCAUUUGAUAAUGUUUCUUUUUCUUAUCCAGUUUCAAAAGAUCACUUAGCUCAAAUGAACUAGUAAAGGCGUUUAGAGGAAAAAGAGAAGAAAUAGCAAUUAAAUAGUAAUGAAAACUCAUAAUUAUAAGUCUAAGAGUAAACAGUACAAGAAAUAGCUGAAGAAAAUAUUAAUCCCACAGGGAAUGAACUUAACAAACAAGAAGAAGAAGAAGAAAAUAUGAUAAAUAAGCAACCAAAUAAAUAAAUUGAUUAAGUUGUGAUAAAAAAUAUGUCUUUUUAAAUUAAAAAAGGCUAAUUUGUAGCUUUCGUAGGUACAAGCGGAAGUGGUAAAUCAACAAUAAUAAAACUUAUUUAAAGAUUUUAUGAUGUGAAUUCUGGAUCUAUUCUACUUGAUGGAUAAAACAUAAAAGAUGUUUCUUUACAUAAACUAAGAAGAAGUAUAGGCUUAGUCAGUUAAGAACCUUCUCUUUUCGAUAAUGAUAUAGAAUACAAUAUAACAUAUGGAUGUGAAAAUAAUAAAUAUACGUAAGAAGAGUUAAAGUACAUUUGUGAUAUCUCAGGAGUUAGUGAGUUUGUUUUUGAUGAAAAGAGAUUCCCUGAAGGAUUGAAAACUUUAGUUGGAUCUAAAGGUACUAAACUGAGUGGUGGAUAGAAGUAGAGAAUAGCAAUUGCUAGGGCUCUAAUAAAAAAGCCAAAAAUAUUAAUUUUAGACGAAGCAACAAGCUCACUCGAUGCAGAGAGUGAGAACACAGUCUAAUAAUACAUAGAUUAGCUAGUAGGAUAUAGAGGUAUGACUAUAGUAGUUGUUGCUCAUAGGUUGAGCACAAUUGUCAAAAGUGAUAACAUAUUUGUAAUGGAGAAAGGUGUAUUAAGAGAGCAAGGAACUCAUGAAUAAUUGCUUUCUUUAAAUGGAAUAUAUUCAAAGCUUGUUCAUCAUUAGCUCAAUUUUUAAUAAUAAGAAAAUUGA